This is a messenger RNA of Impatiens glandulifera, 1474 nucleotides long. Its product is annotated as F-box protein SKP2B-like. Gene Ontology annotation, molecular function: protein binding. The record is from RefSeq and is a predicted model, not a curated record. The transcript has 5 exons. Gene Ontology annotation, cellular component: SCF ubiquitin ligase complex. Gene Ontology annotation, biological process: SCF-dependent proteasomal ubiquitin-dependent protein catabolic process. The coding region runs from base 115 to 1236 and encodes 373 amino acids. NCBI's taxonomy places the organism in Eukaryota, Viridiplantae, Streptophyta, Magnoliopsida, Ericales, Balsaminaceae.
UUCCUUUUGAUUUCGUCUUCUUCUCUACAAAACCACAUGGUUUUUCUCACUUCUUAUUAUUGUCUCUCUGUCUGUCUCAAGAAACAUUUCAAUUUUCUGUUUUUUUGAUAACUAAUGGUAGGAAGAGAAGGGCUGAAAACGGCUGACGAACUAAACAUUUGUUUUGAGAAGAUGAUGAUGUUUGCCGGCGGCGGAGGAUUAGUUGGUCGGGGGAGUAUUACCGGCGGUGGUGUGAUUACUGAAUGGAAAGAUAUCCCAGUGGAGCUUUUGCUGCGUAUCGUUCUUCUUGUUGAUGAUCGGACGGUGAUUGUUACUUCUGGUGUUUGUAGGGGAUGGAGAGAUGCAAUUUUCUGGGGACUUUCUCAUCUCUCCCUUUCCUGGUGUAAGGAAAACAUGAACAACUUGGUUUUAUCUCUGGCUCCAAAAUUCACAAACUUGCAGACCCUAAUUCUGCGACAAGAUAAACCACAGCUUCAAGAUAAUGCAGUUGAGAUGAUCUCAAAAUACUGCCAUGACCUGCGUUAUCUUGACCUAAGCAAAAGCUUUAAGCUUACUGACUGUUCACUCUAUGCUUUGGCCCAUGGUUGCCCAAAUCUUGUCAAACUUAAUAUCAGCGGUUGUUCAUCUUUGAGCGAUUCGGCUCUUGAAUAUUUAGCCCAGUUUUGCGUAAAACUUAAAUACUUGAAUCUUUGUGGGUGUGUGAAAGCUGCAUCUGAUAAGGCACUCAAGGCUAUUGGAUAUUAUUGCAAAGAAUUGCAAUAUGUGAAUCUCGGAUGGUGUGAGAAGGUUGGCGAUGCUGGUGUCACAAGCUUAGCUUAUGGCUGUCCUGAUUUAAGAGCUCUGGAUUUGUGUGGCUGUGUUCUCAUAACAGAUAUAAGUGUGAUCGCAUUGGCAAACAAUUGCCCUCAUCUGAGAUCACUGGGUCUGUAUUACUGUCAAUACAUAACAGACCGAGCCAUGUACUCUCUGGCUCAUAGCCGAGUGAAGAACAGGCAUGAGGUGUGGGAGCCCGUAAAGAAGAGGUACGAGGAAGAAGGGCUGAGGAAUUUGAACAUUAGCCAAUGCACGGCUCUUACACCCCCUGCUGUUCAGGCAGUAUGCGACUCUUUCCCAGCUUUGCAUACAUGCCCGGGCAGGCAUUCUCUCAUAAUAAGCGGCUGCCUCAACUUGACCUCAGUCCACUGUGUCUGCGCAGUUCAAGCACAUCGUGCAACUGCUGCCUACUUUGCUCAUUAAAACCGAGUUUGUAAUUUGCAAUAAAUAUGAUUCUUCUUCCCAUGUUUAAACUUUUUUCUGCUGCUGAGAAGGAAAAAAGAGGGAACUGCUAGUCUCUAUGCUUGUGUGAAGUGUGUAUAUAGUAAUGUAUGUGGUGGUGUCAAAUGUGUAGAAAAUAAAUAAUGCAUGUCCACAAACAAUUGCAUCAAAUCCCACAUAUUAUUAGGAUGAUAAUGCAAGUCUCUUUGGGCUUAUUCAA